Molecule: messenger RNA, 1941 nt
Organism: Gamsiella multidivaricata
Lineage: Eukaryota; Fungi; Mortierellomycota; Mortierellomycetes; Mortierellales; Mortierellaceae
Product: MGC81928 protein-like protein
Exons: 5
Coding region: 1-1941 (646 amino acids)
Biological process (GO): electron transport chain
Cellular component (GO): mitochondrial inner membrane
Molecular function (GO): iron-sulfur cluster binding; electron-transferring-flavoprotein dehydrogenase activity
Source: RefSeq, a predicted model, not a curated record
AUGUCGUCGCUCGCGCAACUGGGCAGAUCUUCUCGUGCCCUGAACUCAACCCUCUCGCUCUCCGCCGUCUCUGCUGCCAGGGUCAACGCCACCACUGCUCCUAGACGUACCCUACUCACCGUUGCAUCUGCCCUGGGACGUCGCCAGGGUGCCUCGGUCGCCCAAAGGACCACUCUCAGACACACCCGCACUCAGCAAACUGCCCUCCGCGCUUUCUCCCAGUCCCUCCCAAGCUUGAAUGCUUCCGAGGUCGAGGAUGAGUCUGAGGAUCCUACCAAGGCAGAGCGCUUUGCGGACGAAACCGACGUCGUCAUUGUCGGUGGUGGCCCUGCUGGUCUCAGCGCCGCCAUCAAGUUGAAGCAGCUUGCCAAUGCCGAUGGACGCGAGCUCCGCGUUGUCUUGGUGGAGAAGGGUGCUGAAAUCGGUGCCCACACACUCUCUGGUGCCGUUCUGGAACCUCGCGCAUUGAAUGAGUUGAUUCCCGACUGGAAGGAGAAGGGUGCUCCAUUGAACCAGCCAGCACUCAGUGACCAAAUGAAGCUGUUCACCAAGAACUACACCAUCCCCUUGCCUCAUCCUCCUCAGAUGAACAACAAGGGCAACUACAUUGUGUCCCUGAGUAACUAUGUUAAAUGGCUCGGCGAACAGGCCGAGGAAGCCGGCGUUGAGGUCUUUCCAGGAUUCUCUGCCAGUGAGGUUCUCUACAAUGAAGACGGCAGCGUUAAGGGAAUCGCUACAAACGAUGUUGGAUUGGAUAAGGAUUUCAAACCAAAGGAGGGCUUUGAACGAGGCAUGGAGUUUCAUGCCAAGGUCACCCUAUUUGCCGAGGGAUGUCACGGCUCCUUGACCAAGAAGCUCUUCCGUCAGUUCAACCUCCGCGAUGAGUGCGACCCUCAGACAUAUGGUAUCGGUAUCAAGGAAGUCUGGAAGAUUGAUCCCAGCAAGUCCAAGCCCGGUACGGUUGUGCACGGAUUGGGUUGGCCCAUCGACAACUCGACGUACGGUGGUUCGUUCAUCUACCAUAUGGGCGAUGACAUGCUCAGCUUAGGGCUCGUCAUUGGCCUCGAUUACGAGAACCCCUACCUUCAUCCCUACAAGGAGUUCCAGCGCUUCAAGCACCAUCCCUACGUCAAGGAUAUUUUGGAGGGCGGAGAGUGCCUCUCCUAUGGUGCCCGUGCCAUUAACGAGGGUGGACUUCAGUCGAUCCCCAAAUUGUACUUCCCCGGCGGCGCCCUGAUCGGAUGCACCGCUGGUUUCUUGAACCUGGUCAAGAUUAAGGGAACGCACACCGCCAUGAAGUCGGGCAUGUUAGCUGCCGAGUCAGCCUAUGCUGCAAUCACAGCCGAAGAUUAUUCGGAAGAGAAACCCAUUGUCCUGGCUGAUUUCGAACAGAAGAUCAAGGAUAGUUGGGUCUGGAAGGAGUUGACCGAGGUACGCAACUGCAGACCUAGCUUCCAUUCACCUCUUGGAAAUCUUGGAGGCGUCCUCUACUCGGGUAUCGACACAAUUCUUCUCAAGGGCAGGACACCAUGGACUUUCCACAACACCACCCCCGAUCAUGAGCGUCUCAAGGUGGCCAAGAACUCCAAGAAGAUCGAAUAUCCCAAGCCCGAUGGGGUUAUCUCGUUCGAUUUGCUGACCUCAGUUUCCAGGACAGGCACCAACCACGCAGAGAAUCAGCCUGUGCAUUUGCGCCUUAAGAACAAGGACAUCCCUGUGGAGCGCAACCUGAAGGUCUUUGAUGGCCCGGAAGGACGCUUCUGCCCCGCCGGCGUGUAUGAGUUUGUGCCAGAUGAGAGCGGCCCUGAAGGCACUAAGAGACUCCAGAUCAAUUCUCAGAACUGCAUCCACUGCAAGACAUGCGAUAUCAAGGAUCCCAGCCAGAACAUUGACUGGACAGUACCAGAGGGUGGCGGCGGACCCCAGUACUCUUUCACGUAA